AUGCUGGCACCGUUGAAGCCGUCCCCGCCGUCGGCGUCGCUGCUGCGAUAUCUCCGAUCGCAGUCAGAGAUCGCUAUUGGCGCGACAGCCCGCGUUCGCCCAAGGGCUCGCCUUCAGUGCCAGGAGUCAUUCGCGGCCGGGUCAUCUCGCAGAUCCUCAAACUGGGUACGCCCCGGUCGGACACAAUGCCUUCCGAGUUUGACAGCAGACCUUCUCGCCAGUUCAGGCGCGCGAUCGAAACCUGCAGCACCUUCGUUCGUCUCCGAGCCGUUGACCGUCUCCCGAAAUGCCUCUACGGUCCGCCGACCAUUCCUCAAACGACUGUUUGACUAUAAGCGGAAUAAGACUGCCGAAUACAAGAACCAGCGCAAUGCAGGCCCCACGCUGAUUGAUGAUGGGACAGACGGAAUAUUUAAUGUUGGCCGUGGACUCGCUGCCAAAGCUUCUAAUGAGCUGCGGAUCCGAUGCACGGAAUUCGACAACAGCGGGAAUGUCACACUUGUUAAUGGGGAGUUUCGCAAGCUCGAGUUGAUCGCAAAGUAUGGCCUCCUCCCCCGCGACCUACGUAAGAUCGAUUCUUCUACACUGCCUCACAUCUUGGUUCGACCGAGCGCUAUUCUCAUCAACCUGCUACAUUUAAAGGUCUUGAUCAAAUCAGACCGCGUCCUUGUGUUUGACGCCUAUGGGUCAACUGACUCAUACAUGCAAUCACUUUUCAUCUAUGAUCUCGAAGCGAAGUUGCGUCAGAAGUCUUCGCCAGCGGCACAGGGUGGACAAGCUCUGCCAUAUGAGUUCCGCGCACUGGAAGCAGUUCUGAUCAGUGUGACAAGUGGUUUGGAAGAAGAGUUCAAUGGAGUCAGAGACCCCGUCGUACGCGUUCUUCGAGCGCUUGAAGAGGAUAUCGACCGCGAUAAGCUGCGACAUCUCUUGAUCUACUCCAAGAAGCUGGGUACCUUUGAGCAGAAGGCUCGCCUAGUUCGAGAUGCUAUUGAUGACCUGCUCGAAGCCGACGACGAUUUGGCCGCCAUGUACCUCACUGAGAGGUCACAUGGCAAGGAGCGGGAAGAAGAUGACCACCAAGAGGUCGAGAUGCUGCUGGAAUCGUACCACAAAGUUUGCGAUGAAAUCGUCCAGGCUAGCGGCAGCUUGGUUACCGGCAUCCGCAACACAGAAGAAGUCGUCAAAGCGAUUCUCGAUGCCAAUCGUAACUCCCUCAUGCUUCUCGACCUGAAAUUCAGCAUCGGAACUCUUGGACUCGCAACAGGAACCUUAUUUUCGGCUCUCUAUGGAAUGAACUUGAAGAACUUUAUCGAAGAAGACGACUUCGGCUUCGGCGGCGUCUCGUUUAUCUGCUUCGUCCUCACCGCAGUCGUCUGCUACUACGGACUCGGCCGACUGCGCAAGCUCCAACGCGUGCGCAUGUGGGGUGAGGGUGGUGUUGGAAGUGCCUCCCUGACUCCACCGCUAUCACCAAGACGUGCAAGCAUCACCUCCCCUCGCAGCAACUGGCGCGCCGACUCCAUUGAGCCAGUCUGGGGUAGUCUCCCAGGCGAAGCACGAUCCGAUCGGAUGAAGCGAUUCCGCGAGAACUCGGCCGCAGCUGCAGCUGGUGCUGCCUCGAGAACACCGGGAACAACCUCAGCUGCUGCUGCGACUGCUGCGUUCGAAUCUGCAUUGAAAUCCGAAGUCGACAAGAGCGGACAGCAAGCUGGCGCGUCGCAGAGCAAUAGCUCUGGUACUAGAAGCUAA
This is a messenger RNA of Penicillium argentinense, 1749 nucleotides long. Its product is annotated as CorA family magnesium transporter. Gene Ontology annotation, biological process: mitochondrial magnesium ion transmembrane transport. The coding region runs from base 1 to 1749 and encodes 582 amino acids. The record is from RefSeq and is a predicted model, not a curated record. Gene Ontology annotation, molecular function: magnesium ion transmembrane transporter activity. Gene Ontology annotation, cellular component: mitochondrial inner membrane. The transcript is spliced from 3 exons. NCBI's taxonomy places the organism in Eukaryota, Fungi, Ascomycota, Eurotiomycetes, Eurotiales, Aspergillaceae.